UCUACUGGGCUGUGCCCUGUGGCGUCAUCUUCCUCCUCCCAUUCCUUACGACACUACUUGUUGGGCUUGCCCGGUAGGCCUUGGCGGUAAAAUCCGGAUUUUUCCGCCCCUCCUUCACCUUUCUCAAGUGAAAUCAGUCUUCCCUGACCCUGUUCUUCCCGGUUGGUAGUCCUCCUGAUGACCUUCAAAUGCUCCUUUCUCGUAACGAGAUUUUAUAAAGUAGGUUCUUCUUUAUAGAAGCCUGUGGAAAACUCAAUGAGAUUUUUCGUUUUUUUAAGACAAACGUAAUUAACAAAUGGCCGUGUAACUUGACUUCGGCCCACCACGUUUCAAGUUUUGAGAUCAUGUAAUUGCCUCAAACAUUUAAGAUUGGGAUUUUACAGUCGGGUGCCGAAGGGACGAAACUCCUUGGCCAUUUCCGGUCUAUAGAUUAUUGGCGUUAGCGUCACUUCCUUAGCAAUGCAUUUUUUUUUUUUUAGCCCGUUCACCCACUCCUUCUACAUUGCACUUUGCAACCUAAUCUUUGUGAAAGUUUUUAGGUUUUUUCUUAAAAUUUAAUCAUAACAAAAUUAAUGUUCAAGCAACCCGCAAAACUAUAGGACCUUGAAGUGUACUGCCUCCGCCUGACGGGGCGGAGCUCAGGGCCACGUGACUGUCUAGACCCGCCCCUGCAGUGGAAGACUUCCCAUCUUCAGUGACGGAGCUUGUGGGUCCGUGGUCUGCACGGUUUCUGCGUCUCGCGCACUGUCAGGUAAAUUAACAUGAUGGAUUUCUCCAAGCUACCAAAAAUACUCAAUGAAGAUAAAGAAAGUGCAUUUGGUUAUGUGCAUGGGGUCUCAGGUCCUGUUGUUACAGCCUGUGACAUGGCAGGUGCAGCCAUGUACGAGCUGGUGAGAGUGGGCCACAGCGAGUUGGUAGGAGAGAUUAUCCGAUUGGAGGGUGACAUGGCUACUAUCCAGGUGUAUGAAGAAACCUCUGGUGUGUCUGUUGGAGAUCCUGUACUCCGCACUGGUAAACCCCUCUCGGUCGAACUUGGUCCUGGCAUUAUGGGAGCCAUUUUUGAUGGUAUACAAAGACCUUUGUCAGAUAUCAGCAGUCAGACCCAGAGUAUCUACAUUCCCCGAGGAGUAAAUGUGUCUGCUCUUAGCAGAGAUAUCAAAUGGGAUUUUACACCUUGCAAAAACCUGCGGGUUGGUAGUCACAUCACUGGUGGAGAUAUUUAUGGAAUUGUCAAUGAGAAUUCGCUCAUCAAACACAAAAUCAUGUUACCCCCACGAAACAGAGGAACUGUAACUUACAUCGCUCCACCUGGAAAUUAUGAUACCUCUGAUGUUGUGUUGGAGCUUGAAUUUGAAGGUAUAAAGGAGAAGUUCAGCAUGGUCCAGGUAUGGCCUGUACGUCAAGUUCGACCUGUCACUGAGAAGCUGCCGGCUAAUCAUCCUUUGUUGACUGGCCAGAGAGUCCUUGAUGCCCUUUUUCCAUGUGUGCAGGGAGGAACUACUGCAAUCCCUGGGGCUUUUGGCUGUGGAAAGACAGUGAUAUCGCAGUCUCUGUCCAAGUAUUCCAACAGCGAUGUGAUUAUCUAUGUAGGAUGUGGUGAAAGAGGAAAUGAGAUGUCUGAAGUCCUCCGUGACUUUCCAGAGCUCACAAUGGAAGUUGAUGGUAAGGUGGAGUCAAUUAUGAAGAGGACAGCUUUGGUAGCCAAUACCUCCAACAUGCCUGUGGCUGCUAGAGAAGCCUCUAUUUAUACUGGAAUUACACUGUCAGAAUAUUUCCGUGACAUGGGUUAUAACGUCAGUAUGAUGGCUGACUCUACCUCUAGAUGGGCUGAGGCCCUUAGAGAAAUUUCUGGUCGCUUAGCUGAAAUGCCUGCAGAUAGUGGAUAUCCUGCAUAUCUUGGUGCCCGUCUGGCCUCUUUCUAUGAACGAGCAGGCAGGGUGAAAUGUCUUGGAAAUCCUGAAAGAGAAGGGAGUGUCAGCAUUGUAGGAGCAGUUUCGCCACCUGGGGGUGAUUUUUCUGACCCAGUUACAUCUGCUACUCUUGGUAUUGUUCAGGUGUUCUGGGGCUUAGAUAAGAAACUAGCUCAACGUAAGCAUUUCCCCUCUGUCAACUGGCUAAUCAGCUACAGCAAGUAUAUGCGUGCUUUGGAUGAGUACUAUGACAAACACUUCACAGAGUUCGUUCCUCUGAGGACCAAAGCUAAAGAGAUUCUGCAGGAAGAAGAAGAUCUGGCAGAAAUUGUACAGCUUGUGGGAAAGGCUUCUCUAGCAGAAACAGAUAAAAUCACUCUGGAGGUAGCCAAACUUAUCAAAGAUGAUUUCCUACAACAAAAUGGAUAUACUCCUUAUGAUAGGUUCUGCCCAUUCUACAAGACAGUAGGGAUGCUGUCCAACAUGAUUGCGUUUUAUGAUAUGGCUCGUAGAGCUGUUGAAACCACUGCCCAGAGUGACAAUAAAAUCACAUGGUCCAUUAUCCGUGAGCACAUGGGGGAGAUCCUCUAUAAACUUUCCUCCAUGAAAUUUAAGGAUCCAGUGAAAGAUGGUGAGGCAAAGGUCAAGGCUGACUAUGCACAACUUCUUGAAGAUAUGCAGAAUGCAUUCCGUAGCCUUGAAGAUUAGAACUGUGAUUUCUUUCCUCCUUUUCCUCAGCAAGCUCUCAUAUAUGUAUAUUUUCCUAAAUUUCCCAUCUCAAACCCUUUGCUUCUUUAUUGUGCAACUUUGAGACUAGUGCCUGUGUGUGUUAUCAUUCAUUUCCUUGUUUAUUUGGUAGGUCUUAUAUGAAACAAACAUUCCUUUGUUCUGGUAUUUGAAGGACCUCCUGAUCUUUUCUCUGAAGUGGUAAAUGUAGUAAAUAUGAUAUACACUAACCACACUGCUGUAAAUUUGUAUGUAGGGUGACAUCCCUCCUUGUCCUAGGUUUGCCCUUUCUUAGUCUCCAUUAAAUUGUAAACAGGACUACUGCAUGUGCUGUCUUUGAGAUCUCCAAAGCAGUGGAUUUGGGAUGAAAGGCCAGAUUUCUAAACAUUUUGACAGGUACUUUGUGAAAUGACUUGAUAUCUAUCUACAUGCAAGAUUAUUUACAACUUAGCAUUUUGUUAAGUAACUGCUUUGCUCCAGGAAAUAAUUUGCUUUUAAAAAAACAUGACUGAAUGAACGUUCCAAUUAAGCACUGUUUCCCCGGUACAAAUAAAUAAUAUUCAUGGGAAACUGUUGGGAACUAUACUAUUUUUAAAACAGGCAUUUGUGGGGCUCAGUACAAUAUAUGAAUCAGUACCCCAAAACAGUGGGAAAGGAGCCACAGGCCAUAUUUAGAUUAACAUCAUUUUGUUGAUCUUAUUUUGUUUCACUAGGAGAAAUUCAGUAUCAAGGACCACUGUGCAUUACUAGGAAAUUCUUUUUAAAAUUACAUUUAGAACAAACACUAAGAGCUUAAUCCACAUUGUUCCCUCUUUCUUUUUCUCAAACGUCUUAGAAGCCGAAGCUUCUAAAACUCAUGUGGCAGUGUGAUGAGCUGUAAAAUGUCACAAAGAAGAUAUUUAGUAGUAAAGGCUGUUUGCACAUUUAAGGACCAUCUGGGCUAUAGUGAUUCUUGGGACCAGAGUGGCAUCAUGCUUUUACAAGAUAAUGAUGUGUCACAUGUUUGUAUAUUUGUUUGCUUAUUGAAUUUCGAACAACCAGUUUACCAAUUAUAGAAAAUAAUAGUUUCAUUCAUGUGGGUUUUGAUUCACUGGCUCAAAAAAGUUCUCAGAAUACUGUAGCCAUAGCAGCAUAAUGGUUUCCAUUUGGUUUAAUAGGGAUGAAAUUAAUCCUGGUAUCUGCUAAUAGCAGAAUCUGGGUCAUGUGAAAAAAAAAUCAGUUCAUCCUGUCUUUUAAGUUUUUGUUUUAAACUGAUAGUUUCUGGUUUUAUAUUGUACAAUAAGGCACACCACAGAACAGCUGUGAGAGUAACAGUUUCCCAUUAAUCCCUUUCUGCCCAAUAAGUGCCAGCACCAUUGCAUCCUCUUUGGGAAUAGGAAAGGGCAUGCAAGCAUGUCAGCAUUCUCAAGUACCCAAAUGUAAUAGCAUAAAUAAAGUACUUACUUUAUGCCUUAAGAUGUUACUUAAAUUUUUAGGGAAUGUAUUUCUUUUGGUUUGUUAAGGAAAGAUGAGCUCAAUAUUCACCUAUAGUGGCAAAUUGCAUGUUCGUGCAGUGGCCUGCUCCUCAGGAGAGGUAGUCUUCCAUACUUUUUGUAACCUUUCAGAAUACUGGAAGAUACAAAUUUUGCAAUGAUUUGUAGAUGUGGACAUAAUGAUGCUGCUUAAUCAGUUUGCUUCUAGUGUAGCCUCCUACCCAGAGGCCCUAAGACCAAUGGAUAUUAAAAGAAUUUCAAAAACUUUCUUUUUCUACCUUAAACUUACCAGCAAACUAGGAUUGUGGUGGUAAUGAAUGAUAUAAUGAAGAAAGUUUGAAUAGUUGGUUUCUUUUUGUUUUUUCAUAAUUCUGAAUUUGCAGUGUACAUUUUUACUCCUUUUUUGGAAUGUUGAUGUGUGGAUGUGAAAAUACUAGAGAAACUAUGCUCAGAUGUAUAUUUUAUGGCCCCUUCACCUAUAUGUUGCAGAAUUUCAGAAUGGCUACUGCUCAUAUUUCUUUAGUACGAAUGUGUUAAAAUUGCAACAGUCUUUUUAAAAUGAUGCAGUUCUGUAUUUAUUGUGCUGCACCUGGUCCUAAGUGAAGCCAGUUUAACAAGUUUCAUAUGUAUUUUUUCAGCGUUAAGUCUCACACAUUGUACCCUUUGGAAAUUUCCUUCCAUCCUAAAAAAAAAAAAAAUGAAUAGAAGAGAUCAUAUGUAUGUGUGUGUGUAGCCUUCCCUUCCUGGAAAUUUCACUCUCUUUAUGUGAAAAGUUGUGUAUAAUUGUUAAAAUCUAUGAAAGAAUAAAAUCUGGAUUUAAAUUAACAUUA
Molecule: messenger RNA, 4938 nt
Organism: Phyllostomus discolor (pale spear-nosed bat)
Lineage: Eukaryota; Metazoa; Chordata; Mammalia; Chiroptera; Phyllostomidae
Gene: ATP6V1A
Product: ATPase H+ transporting V1 subunit A
Exons: 15
Coding region: 762-2618 (618 amino acids)
Biological process (GO): proton transmembrane transport; ATP metabolic process
Cellular component (GO): lysosomal membrane; proton-transporting V-type ATPase, V1 domain
Molecular function (GO): proton-transporting ATPase activity, rotational mechanism; ATP hydrolysis activity; ATP binding
Source: RefSeq, a predicted model, not a curated record